This is a messenger RNA of Pleurotus ostreatus (oyster mushroom), 1503 nucleotides long. It is a transcript of the gene FBP26, whose product is annotated as Fructose-2,6-bisphosphatase. The transcript has 15 exons. Lineage: Eukaryota; Fungi; Basidiomycota; Agaricomycetes; Agaricales; Pleurotaceae. Gene Ontology annotation, biological process: fructose 2,6-bisphosphate metabolic process; fructose metabolic process. The record is from RefSeq and is a predicted model, not a curated record. Bases 1 to 1503 code for a protein of 500 amino acids. Gene Ontology annotation, molecular function: 6-phosphofructo-2-kinase activity; fructose-2,6-bisphosphate 2-phosphatase activity; ATP binding. Gene Ontology annotation, cellular component: cytosol.
AUGUCCACCAACCUGAAGAUGCCUCCUGGUUCGCCGGAGGCUCCUCCUGUUUUGUUUGGUGCCGGAGGUCCAAUGUUGAAGAAGUUUGAUGAGUCGGCCGCAUCGAGUCGGAAGGCUUCUCGCGCACCUUCGCCAACGCGAUCUGUGUACGGCAUUGGUGGCAAAGUGGCGAAGCCGGAUUACUCAGAGUCGAAGAUCGUGCUGGCCAUGGUUGGACUGCCAGCACGCGGCAAGUCAUAUCUGAGCAACAAAUUGAUGAUCUACUUGAACUGGUUAGAAUACAAUGUCAAAGUGUUCAACGUCGGACAGCUACGGCGCACACGAGCCAAACAAAAGGCCUUGCAGAGUGGAGUCAGGGAGGACCACACGGCUUCAUAUUUCAGUCACAACAAUGAGGAGGCAACCAAGCUUAGAGAUCGCCUCGCAGAGGAUAGUUUAGAAAUGCUGAUACAGUGGCUAAAGGACGGAGGAAACGUUGGCAUCCAUGAUGCAACGAACAGCACUAUGAGCAGGCGGGCGAAGAUUGAAGCGCGAGUCAAGAAAGAGAAGGGCCUUUCCGUGAUCUUCAUUGAGUCCCUUUGCGACGAUCCUGCCGUCAUCGCGGCGAAUGUCGCCCUGAAAGUCAGCUCAGGCGAUCCCGACUACAAGGACAUGUCCCCCGACAAAGCCAAGAACGACUUUCUUCGCCGCAUACAAGAAUACGAAAAAGUCUACGAGACGAUUACCGAGCCUGACAUCUCCUACCUGCGCAUCAUGAAUGUCGGCAAGCAGGUCACCGUCAAUAGGAUCAAUGGGUACCUCCAAAGUCGGAUCGCGUUCUAUUUGAUGAAUCUCCACUUGAAGCCGAGGAAUAUAUUCUUCUCAAGGCAUGGUGAGAGUCAAUAUAACGUAGAAGGUAAAAUUGGUGGGGAUGCAUCGUUGUCGGAACGAGGCAAGGAGUAUGCCAAGGCCCUACCAGAGCUGAUCUUGAAGAACAUUGGGGACUCCCCAUUGACGGUUUGGACUUCCACCCUGAAACGUACCAUCCAGACUGCUCAAGCGCUCCCCUAUCCUAAAUUGACUUGGAAGUCGCUGGACGAGCUAGAUGCUGGUGUAUGCGAUGGAAUGACGUACGAGCAAGCCUAUCCGGAUGACUUCGCCAAUCGUGACGAGGACAAAUUUAAUUACCGUUACAGAGGUGGCGAGUCCUACCGCGACGUCGUAGUUCGAUUAGAGCCUGUCAUCAUGGAACUUGAACGUCAAGAAAAUGUUCUUGUCAUUGGCCAUCAAGCAAUUCUGCGCUGUCUUUACGCGUAUUUCCAUCACCUUCCCCAAGAAGACCUUCCAUAUAUCAAGAUUCCAUUACACACGGUCAUAAAGCUUACCCCCAAAGCUUAUGGUUGCGACGAAGAAAGGUAUCCGCUUCCAAUUGCUGCGGUCGACACCCAUCGUCCGAAACCCAAGGCAGCUCAACAGCCUACGGUCAAAGUAUCAACUGCUCGAGAAUAUUACACUCCGUCAUAG